Adelges cooleyi (spruce gall adelgid) is the source of this 1732-nucleotide messenger RNA. RefSeq lists its product as uncharacterized. The transcript has 10 exons. Lineage: Eukaryota; Metazoa; Arthropoda; Insecta; Hemiptera; Adelgidae. The coding region runs from base 103 to 1653 and encodes 516 amino acids. The record is from RefSeq and is a predicted model, not a curated record. Gene Ontology annotation, molecular function: protein binding.
UGUGACGUUGUUGUUUAGCGAACACCUUCGAUACAUUGAUUUUUUGUGUGUUUUUACACACAAACCCUGAAAACCGUCGGCGAGACCCAUCUGUGUUUACAGAUGGAAUUCACCGUGAUCGACGCCGAAGUCAUCCAAUCGCGGUUGGGACCGCAACAAACCACGGCCACGGGGAAAAGCUCCAACGACCCGGACCGGCUGCUGAUCGCCCUGAAACAAGUCCAACAGCUAGACCUCAGCUGCAUGAAUAUACUGCACAUCGUCAAUUUGAGCGUGCUGUCAUCGUCUAACCUGACGUCGUUGAAGCUGUCGUUGAAUCGGAUCGACAAGCUUUGCCAUCUAGACACGUUGACAAAUCUCGUCGAAUUGGACUUGUCGCACAAUCGUAUAAGCCGCAUCGAAAACAUUCAGCAUUUGACUAGACUGCAGCGGUUGUCGUUGAAUCACAAUCCAAUCACACGAGUUGAAAAUUUGGAAGGUCAACUCGAUUCGUUAGCAAUGUUGGACGUCGGUUAUUGUAAGAUCGAAGACUUAAAAUAUACGUUGUACUUGAAACAGUUCACGAAUCUAGUGUCGCUGGUGGCAGAGGGAAAUCCUAUCCACUUCAAGCCGGCUGGCGCCGAUCGGUCGUUGUCGAUGACCAUCAUACAGUCACUUUUGGUGUACGACAACAAAACAAUAAGACCAGAAGAAAGAGUUAAGGCGCGGCACGAUUACAGAAAACUGGUCGAAUUGCUGGAAAAAAGCCACCGAAAAUGGAAACUCAAAGCGGAAGCCGACGGAGAGCGUGCGACCAGAAGUUUGGCGAGAAAAGAAGCUUUCUUGGAUGGGAUUUUAGAAGGAGACGACGUCGACCUGAACGAAAGGAUUUUUCGAAACGCCACCGUGGAAAGCGUUCUCCGCGAAAACAACCGUUACGGGAUUCACAACGCCUAUAGAAUGCACUCGGAAAAGUUCAAGACCCUCGUCAGUGAUAUCACAACGGCCGCAGAAAGCUGUCGGGCCACUCGAACCGGUCUGGUGCAGACUUUCGGCGAGAAUCUGCGACAACUGGUCGACGAAAGAGUGGAAGAAAGUAGAAGGUACGUCUUGAAAUUUAUCGGUGACCAGAAAAAAUAUUUUGCCAACCGCUGUCCAAUGCCGUCCGAUGUCAAUGACUCCACCGUUGGUUUGGAGAGCAUAAUGCACAAACUGUGGCUGGCAUUGAUGUGCCAAGAAGACCGUUUGUCGAGCAGAAUAUGUGCCAUGAUCGCGGAUCUACACGGUGUACUCGAAAAGGAAAUAGAUCGUUUCAAGCGGUUCGUCAAGGAUAGGUUCGGCUCGUUGCAAACGCAGCAAAAUGAUUUUUUACAAUUCAUUUUGGAGUACGCGACGAGUUUCGCUCAAAACAACGAGGCGAUCAAUCGACAACGGAAAGUGUCUGAAAUCACCGACGACAUAUCUCAAUGCAUGGAACAGCAAACCCUGUUGAUCGGUCAGGCCGAGUCGUCCAUAACGACAAAGUCUUCAGAGUGGCUGAACACAUUGUGCAAAGAUCUCAAGAGCCGUGAAGUCCACAGGAAUCGUCAAAAGGUUUUGGAAAUAGCGGCUUUCGUACAGUUCCAAAAGACAAGAUGGAAUGACAAGACAAAAAAUAUGAACAUACCUUUUUGAAUGUGCCUAUCAUUUGGUUUUUUUAAUUUGAUUUAGUCGUUUCGUUUGCUUUUAACAGACCGAAUAUAAACUGUACAGC